Pseudocercospora fijiensis CIRAD86 is the source of this 2085-nucleotide messenger RNA. RefSeq lists its product as uncharacterized. Bases 1 to 1749 code for a protein of 582 amino acids. The record is from RefSeq and is a predicted model, not a curated record. The transcript has a single exon. Gene Ontology annotation, molecular function: carboxy-lyase activity; magnesium ion binding; thiamine pyrophosphate binding. NCBI's taxonomy places the organism in Eukaryota, Fungi, Ascomycota, Dothideomycetes, Mycosphaerellales, Mycosphaerellaceae.
AUGCCGCAUACAGUGCAGCUGGCGGAGUACCUUUUCACAAGACUCAAACAGCUUGGCAUCGGAUCAGUCCACGGCGUGCCUGGUGACUACAAUCUGACCUUGCUCGACUACGUGGACCCGGCUGGGCUGCAUUGGGUUGGCAAUUGCAAUGAAUUGAACGCGGGCUAUGCAACGGACGGCUAUGCACGAAUCAAUGGACUCGGAGCUUUGAUCACCACCUUUGGAGUCGGCGAGCUAUCAGCUGUCAAUGCUAUCGCUGGCGCCUACACUGAACUCGCAAAAGUCAUACACAUCGUUGGAACACCCCGGAGAAAUCAACAGGAGACCCGAGCACUGAUCCACCACACAUUGCUGGAUGGCGACUAUCACCAUUUUGCUCGCAUGUAUGAGCAUGUCACUGUUGCUCAAGCCGAUCUCAUUGAUCCAAGAACAGCGCCUGAGCAGAUCGACACCACAAUUCUGCAAUGUCUGAUUCAGAGCAGGCCAGUCUACAUCCAGGUGCCAGUUGAUAUGGUCUCUGCUCAAGUACCUGCAGAUCGACUUGCUUCACCUCUCACAAUACCUGACGUCAUCUCCUCUCCAGAUGCCGAUGCGGCGUUUACAGCGAUCCUGGAGAAGAUCAAAGCCAGCAAGCGGCCGAUGCUAUAUGUGGAUGGAGAGAGCCGAGCUUUCGGCAUGGUCGAUGACAUCCAGAAGCUGGUGAAGGAAACCGAAUGGCCGACGUGGACCUCUGUAUUUGGCAAGGACAUCGUCGACGAGACACUGCCUAAUGUCUGCGGAAUGUGGCAAAGCAAUUAUUCCAGCAAAGAAGAACUGGCAUACAUCAACUCGGCAGAUCUGGUCCUUUGCUUCGGCCCUCACUUCAGCAACACCAACACCUAUGCCUACACAACAAUACCUUCACCCGAGAAGACCAUUUUCUUCAAAGGCACAUCCGUCGUCAUUGGCGAUCGAAUCUUCAGGGAUCUUCCAGCGAAAGUGUUUCUCUCAGCACUGCUAUCGAAGCUAGAUUUGGCCGUGCUCAAACAGCAAGUCAACCCAGUAAACGCGUUCAAGCGACCAGCCGCACAAUCAACAGCGUUGCCACCAUCCUCGGAUCUGACCACCCAGGAGAACUUCUACCGUCCAUGGACCGAAUACCUUCGCACUGGCGACAUACUUCUUGCAGAGACCGGAACUCCCAGUCAUGGAACGCGGGACAUCUCCUUCCCUCCUCAUUUACGCUACUUCAGUGCCACUUCUUGGCUUUCAAUAGGCUACAUGCUUCCAGCAACCCAAGGUGCAGCUCUAGCGCAGCGAGAACUCUACGAAGCUGGGAAAUGGCAUGGAUCCAAGCCUCCAAGAACGAUUUUGAUGAUUGGAGAUGGAUCAUUUCAAAUGACAGCACAAGAAUUGAGCACAAUUAUCAAAGAGAAACUGAAUGUGACUAUCGUGCUGAUCAACAACGACGGGUACACCAUCGAACGAUGUAUUCAUGGCAUCGACCAGGGUUACAAUGAUGUGGCGAGGUGGAGAUAUCUUGGGGCACCUAACUUUUUCGGUAUAGGCCAACAGCCAGGCGGUGAAGGGUAUGUCGCUGAGACGGCCAGAGUUAGGGAUUGGGGUGAAAUGAAGACUGCGCUCGAAGCUUUUGAGAAGAGUGAAAAGCCGUGUUUGAGGAUGAUCGAGGUCAUCAUGGAGAGAGAGGAUUCAACGAAGGCUCUGAAAGCCAUGCUGGAUGCACAGAAGCUCAGCUCUGCAAAGAAGUGAGCAAGAAACGUCCGAGACAUUGCUAUAGAGGCUUUUCGCAGGCAUGAAAGGCAGGUCUCGGUCUGACAGACUACUGACUCUGACUCUGACUGUGGUCAUUGCCACGUCUCGCCAAAUUUGGGGCUUUCGUUGCCGCUUAUAUGGCAAUAAUGGCAUGUGGUACGAAACUAGUAACUAGAUGGGGUGCGGCGGAGAUUGCCGCCAGUAAGUCACGAAGGUAAUCCCCUGUUGUUCACUAUACAGAUGAACCUUCUCGGAGCAGAGUUGUAUACAGCGUCUUUACACUUGGGAGUGAAAGUGACUAGGCGCGGCCCGCUGAAUACAAGUUUCUACUCG